AAAUAAACAUAAAAAAACACGAAUGGACAGCCCAGCUUGGCCCUCAGUAAAUAUACACGUUUCCACUGCUCGAACAUGCAGAUUAACAUUUCCAUUCUUAAUAGACAUCUCAAUUACAAUUCCAGCUACAAGCUGCAGAGUAGAAAUGGCUCCACUCUGAGUCCCCUAAAGAGUGGAUUUCGAUGGCUUCUCACCUCCGGGCCCUUUAUCCCAGGACUUCCUGUCCCCACAGGGGACCCACCCAUUCUGUUUGGGCACAGUACCCCCUCUUUCUCCUGUGCCUCACUUCCCACACCCUUUAUAUUUGGGGGAGGGAGGCUGCCCUACCUGAUUAGACUAACGCAGGGAGGGCAGGGCCCCGUGUCUGUGUUUUUCCCCAUCCUGCCCAAGCACAUAGUAGGUGUGCCUGGGUGUGUAGAGCAGGAGGGCAGGAGGACCGCGGGACGGAUCCGGCUGUUCGGGAGCAAACUGAGCUCAUCCUGGAGCAAUGGGGAACACAGGGACAGGUCGGUGGGCUACACCACAGGAGCCCACCCGCUUCUUUCUUGGUACCUGUGUUAGACCCACGGUGGAGACCGUCAAAGUGGCUUGUCUUGUCCAGGGGCAGACGGAGGUUUAGGUUAGCACUGCUGGGCUGGGCUGGGCUGGGCUGGGCUGGGCUCCCAUGAAUCAUCACCAUAAGAGCUGAUGCCCUGAAUCCGAGGGGCUGUCCCCAAAGAUGGACUUCCUGCCCUCCCCACUGUUCCUCUCUAGGAGUGGCCCUCUCUUACCGUGCUCCCGAACCCACUGGCUGGAGCCUCGACUACACCCUGCCAGCGUCCGGCAUUUGGGCGGCGAAGGUACAGGUGCAUAGGAGCAUCUCUGUGGAGCAGGCGCUGGUCCGGGAGCUGGAUUGGGUGGCGCACAGGACAGACAGCACUGCCGGACAGAGCUCGUGUUCCAUAGGAGGGCAAGCCCGACACAACAUGCAGACCAAUAAGACUUUGGUGCCUGAACUUUGAGUUUUGGAGCAAGUCACGUGGCUCAAGAGCAGGCAGGCCAAGUUGGCGCUGGCCUGGGGGGCUACCGCGCCCAGCCCCGUCCCGCCCCGCAGCCCGAAGAGAAGGGAGCCGGCGGCCGGCACCGCACCUGGCCACGGAGGGGACAGCGGAUCCCAGCGCGCCGUGAGGACUGCCCGUGGGAAGGAGCUGGAGGGUCCUUGACCUCUUCAAGAGGCAUUCGAGCCCCGCCGGCCCAGCUGGCCGCUCCAAGGAAAAGGGCCAAAUCGCAGGAAUUCAGGGGUCUGAGAGGACGUCACCACAGCGCUGAGUGCAACGGAGGACAGAUGGAAAUGACCUACAUUCCCUAGCUCGCGGUCAUGGCGACCCUUCACCGCACAGACUCGACGCUCACAGCCCUGGAUGAGGAGACGCUGUGGGACAUGAUGGAGAGCCACCGCCACAAGAUCGUGAGCAGCAUCUGCCCCAGCCGCCUCACGCCCUACCUGCGCCAGGCGAAGGUGCUGGACCAGCUGGACGAGGAGGAGGUGCUCCACAGCCCCAGGUUCACCAACACGGUCAUGAGAGUCGGGCACUUGCUGGAUUUGCUGAGGACUCGAGGGAAGAAUGGAGCCAUUGCCUUCCUGGAGAGCCUCAAGUUCCACAACCCUGACGUGUACACCCUGGUCACCGGGCUGCAGCCCAAAGGGGACUUCAGCAACUUCAGUGGGCUCAUGGACACGUCCAAGCUGACCGAGUGCCUGGCCGGGGCCAUCAGCAGCCUGCAGGAGGAGCUGGGCCGGGAGAAGGGGCACAAGGAGGCCCUGUGGCGGCGCUGUCGGCAGCUGCAGGAGCGCCUGGGCUGGGCGGAGGCCCGCGUGCGGAGCCUGGGCCAGCUGGAGACCGACCAUGACCGCGUGAAGCGCGAGGUCCUGAAGCUGAAGGACGAGAUGCUCAGCCUGUCGUUGCACCACAGCAACGCGCUGCAGGAGAAGGAGCUGGCGGUCACCCGGUGCCGUGGCCUGCAGGAGGAGCUGUACCUGCUGAAGCAAGAGCUAGAACGCGAGAAGAUGUCUUCUUCCCACGAGCGGGACUGUGAGCGGGACUGUCGAGAGCGUUCCCCGCAGAUGGCCGACGGCCUGGGGCCCGGGGACAAGGAGCUGACCCGCCUGAAGGAGGAGAACGAGAAGCUCCGGUCGCUGACGUUCAGCCUGGCGGAGAAGGACAUCCUGGAACAGAACCUGGACGAGGCCCUGGAGGGCACGCAGACGCUGGUGGAGCGUAUCCACUCCCUGAGGCAGCGGGCCGUGGCCGCCGAGAGGCAGCGGAAGCAGUACUGGGAGGAGAAGGAGCAGACCUUGCUGCAGUUCCAGAGGGCUAAGGUCGACUGUGACAUCUACAAGGAGAAGAUCAGCGCCCUACAGGGCCAGUUGCUGGAGCUGCAGCGAGAGCGAGACCAGGCCUACUCCGCGAGAGACGCGGCCCGGAUGGAGAUUUCUCAGAGCCUGACAGAGAAGGACGCCCUCCGCAGGAAAGUGUUUGAACUGACAGACCAGGUCUGGGAGCUGCGCCAUCGGCUUCACCAGCCACAGGCCGAGUCCCUGCGCGGGCCUGAGCAGGAAGCCGGAGCCCGGGAGCCGUGUCCAAAGGGGAAGCAGCGGCUCGUGCGCAUGUUGGCCAUCUGUCCGUGGGAUGACAGUGACCGCAGCUUCACCGAGUCUCAGCUCUGCUCUGACCUGAGCGCCACAUCCAGCCGUGAGCUGGUGGACAGCUUCCGGUCCAGCAGCCCCAUGCCUCCCAGUCAGCAGUCCCUGUACAAGCGGGCCGCAGAGGACUUCUGGGACGACCCCUGGUCUUUCAGCUUCCCAGAAACCCUGCAGGUGGACCGGGGACCCUCCCCGGGGGCUAAGGCAGGUGCUGCAGACCUCGAUUAUGAGAUUGUAGAUGCGGCAGAACUUGCCGACUGUGACAGCCUGCAGCCAUCCUCCGGGGGCCUCUCCGUCUCAGCCAGCAGCGUCCCGGUGCGGAGGAGGCCGGCCCGCAAGAUCCUGAGCCAGGUCACCGUGCUGGCCUUCCAGGGGGACGAGCUGCUGGAGCAGAUAAGUGUCAUUGGCGGCAACCUCACAGGCAUCUUCAUUCACCGGGUCACCCCAGGCUCCGCGGCGGACGAGAUGGCCUUGCGCCCGGGCACCCAGAUCAUGAUGGUGGAUUACGAGGCAACGGAGCCCCCGUUCAAGGCCACCCUGGAGGACACAACUCUGGAGCAGGCCGUCGGACUUCUCCAGAGGGUGAACGGCUUCUGCUGCCUGUCUGUGAAGGUCAACGUGGAGGGUUAUAAGAAGUUGGUCCAGGACCUGGAGGCCAAAGUGGCUACCUCGGGGGACUCCUUCUACAUCCGGGUCAACCUGGCCCUGGAGGCGAGGGCGGUGGGGGAGCUUCAGGUGCAAUGCAACGACAUCCUGCAUGUCACCGACACCAUGUUCCGGGGCCGCGGCUGCUGGCACGCCCACCGCGUGGGCCCCUAUAGCACGAAGGGCACCGAGAGGGGCAGCAUCCCCAACUAUGCACGGGCUCAGCAGCUGCUCAUUGCUCUGAUCCAGCGGAGCACCAUCGCCCGCAAGCAGUCUUCUGGGGGAGCCCAGAAGCUGGUCCGCAUCGUCAGCGUGGACAGAACCAAGGCCAGCCCUGUGUGCUCGUCCUCUGAGGGGGCCCUGUCGGAGCGCAGCAAGCCAGAAGAGCCCUCCACCACGUGCUUCUGGGCCGAGACCUGCUUCACCCUGGUGCCCUACAGCCUGGUGCGUCCCCACAGGCCCAGCCGGCCCCGGCCCGUGCUCUUCGUGCCCAGGGUGGUCGGCAGGAUCCUGAGCGAGAAGCUGUGUCUCCUCCAGGGGUUUAAGAAGUGCCCAGCAGAGUACUUGAGCCAGGAGGAAUACGAUGCCUCCAACCAGAGGGGGGACAUCAUCCAGGAGAAGGAGGCAUCCGGUGGCCGCUACUGGGUGACCCGCAGGGCCAUUGAGUCCCUCAUGGAGAAGAACACCCACGCCCUCCUGGACGUCCGGCUGGACAGCGUCCGUGCCCUCCACAGGUCGGAGAUCUUCCCCAUCAUCGUCCACAUCUCCGUCAACGAGAAGGCGGCCAAGAAACUCAAGAAGGCCCUGCAGCGGCUCAACACCUCGGAGCGGCAGCUACUGGAGGCGGGCAGGCAGGAGGAGGGCGAGCUGGACGAAGUGCCCUGUCUGUACAGCAGCCUGGCCCCCGAUGGCUGGAGUGACCUGGAAACCCUGCUCGGCUGUGUCCGCUUGGCCAUCGCAGACGAGCAGAAGAAGGUUGUGUGGACAGAGAAGAGCCCCCGCUGACGCCCCCGGAGUCCCCUCCAGAAAUUGUGGGGACCUCUGAGUCCCCACAGGAGUCCCUGACAACGUGGCCCUGUGCGUUGAGCUCAGGGCCUCUCAGGCACAGCCCUGCGGGUGCUCACCAAACAAGCCCAGCUCUCCGGGCAUUGGCUCCCCUCUCUCACCAGGGUCUGACCUUGAACUACAUGCAGGGGACAAUGGGCAUUCGGACCAUCUCCUCCUCCUCCAAGGCUCCGCGUGGUCUGGAACCAGACGCCCCAAGAACAUUUCUGCAGUGGGGGCGUCUCCCGAGCCUUCCCGGAGCCAGAGGCCCCAGAUGUCCAGAAAACCACCCGUCGGACCCGAAUCACUGUACUUCCCUUUGCAAUUCAAUGUGCCAAAGCGCUUGUUCCAAAGCCACGGUGGCUGCAAGCUGAUAGCCCUGAUGACCCCCAUGGUCACUCCCAUCCCUGCCCAGAGCAGAGACACAACCCCUCUUGUAAUGUCAUCCUGGCUUUCUCAGCUCCUGAUGGCAGACAGGUGCCUCAGUAACUCCAAUUUAGAGAGAUGUGUGUAUGUGCUGGGAAGCCUAGUUUCCCAGUGAUGGAAACAGUAUUUUCAGCGGUGCCUGGCGGUUUUGGGGGACCCGUGGGGGUCCUCGAGAAGCCUUCCACAGACACAUUGCACAAAUGCCAUCUGGGCUCCCCGAGCCUGGGAACUGCCCCCCUCUAACUGGGUACCUCCCUCCCCACCAGCUCCUUCUCCAGAGUAAAGCACCUUUACUCCACCUCCAGAGCUCAGGAGACAUUUGGGCGUGGCUUGGGCAGGGACCCCCGGGUCCCCUGACCACCCGGCCUUGCCGCCCGCAGUCACAGACUGAAUGGAGUUUUGGCAGCAGCGGCCCUGAGUCUGAGUGCCUCGGGCGGUUGCUCUAGAACUCAGACCGCCAUUCUCGCAAACGAGGUCAGAAAAUGAACUUCUAUGUAUUUUACUGAAAUAAAGCUUUUCCGGUGCCCUGGA
This is a messenger RNA of Herpailurus yagouaroundi (jaguarundi), 5329 nucleotides long. It is a transcript of the gene CARD14, whose product is annotated as caspase recruitment domain family member 14. Lineage: Eukaryota; Metazoa; Chordata; Mammalia; Carnivora; Felidae. The transcript is spliced from 23 exons. Gene Ontology annotation, biological process: regulation of apoptotic process. Gene Ontology annotation, cellular component: cytoplasm. The record is from RefSeq and is a predicted model, not a curated record. Bases 1358 to 4333 code for a protein of 991 amino acids. Gene Ontology annotation, molecular function: CARD domain binding.